Molecule: messenger RNA, 699 nt
Organism: Miscanthus lutarioriparius
Lineage: Eukaryota; Viridiplantae; Streptophyta; Magnoliopsida; Poales; Poaceae
Source: the annotation of a GenBank genome assembly
AUGGGAGCAGCAGGCGGAUGGGAGCAGUAUCAGGCGGAUGGGCAGCAGGCGGAUGGGAGAUCCCAACUGCUCCGGGGAGAUUACAACUCGUCUUCGUCGAUCCCGGCAGCCGGCGGAUGGGAGCAGCAGGACUUAGCGGUGCUUCCUUGGUUGGAGAAUGCGGCGCAAGGAGGCCAGCGACGACGAGUCCUUGCACCGAACAGUUCUGCUGCUGCUUCGUCGAACCCAUUCCUCGACGUGUGCUCCGUCAAAAUGGAUUCAGGGAGACCUUUGACCGACAUGAUUAUGGAAGGUUUCACUCCAGAUGGAGUGUCUACCAAUAUCCCACCUCAUAUGAAAUACAAGCACGCGAUGACGUCCCUGCUGCGGUCAAAACCCUGUCACUCUGUAGCUGAGACUCAAACAACAAUAACCACAGUGGAGAGGCCUACAGGGGCUAAGAAGGAAAAGCAUAAAUUAAAGCAGCAUUCGAGCAUUGAAGAUUUGGAUUAUUUAUUGGCAAAGAAGAAAGAGGUGGAUGUUGAGAAGGAGUUGAAGAAAGAGGAGAGGGAGUUGAAGAAACAAGAGAUGUGCCAAAAAGCCCUUGCUUUGCAGGAAGAAAGGAUAAAACUUGACAAAGAAAAAUUUGAUUUCGAGCAGGAUCGAGAGGAAGAAAGAAUUAUGAAUGUUGAUAUGAGCACCAUGUCAACCAGAGAGUAA